GAGUUCGCCAACUGUGUAUUUUCGCGUUAUGAGAAAAGGAACAGUCUUUUAGGACUACCCGUCUUCUUGCUCGUAGCGCCUCUGUGCUCACUGACUUGAUCACACUGUCGCGCUGACAUGAGCUCCUAUCAAGCUAUACGCCCACGAUCUUCUAAUCCCCCCACUGAAGACGAUGCUUCACAGCGCUCCAGCCAGCCUGCGGAAUCGGCUGUCUCUGUGGGAAAAGGUAGAAAGAGAAAAGCGCCUGCCCACGUCUCCCAAAACGCCUGCACUAACUGCAAAAAAGCCCGAGCAAAGUGUGAUGGGAUCGAGUGGCAGACGUGCUCGCGAUGUAAUAGCAGAGCCUUGAGCGAUAGUUGCCAGUAUGAAGUUCACGUAAAGACCGCGAAGGAGGAACUCGUUCGCCGAAUUAAGCAUCUGGAAGGUACGAUUGACCAGAUGCAGGCUGAGCUCAAGGAGAAGGACACUUGGAUACAAACGUUGCGCGACAUUUUUAGCCCGGGCACCAGAGGAUUCACGAUCCUUGAACAACUCCAGAACGACGGCGAUUCGUACCAAGCGCUUAUCGACACGCUUUCCUCGCUACCAAAGGCAUCCAGACAUAUACCGGGAAAUUUACAGCUUCUUCAAGGUUCUGACUCUGGAGACGCCAUGGACACAGACGAUGAUAACACAUCUCGCUGGACUAGUGUCACGCAAGACGAGAGUAAGAUUCAUCAUCUGAUGGCGCUGUACUUUGCUUGGGUACAUCCGGUGCAUAUGUUUUUCAGCGAACGGCACUUUUUGGAUAGUUUCAAGAACCGCAAUGGGGUGUACUGCUCUUCCGCGUUGGUCAAUGCAAUCUGUGCGAUGGGAUGUCGCUAUUGCGAAGAUGUUACGGGAAGUAAGGUUGCAAUAACGCGUCUUGGGGACCGAUUUACUCAGCAGGUCUGGGCUGAGUUGAAACUAGAAAAGGUCUUGACUCCGCUCUCUGCUGUCACUUAUGCUAUAAUGUUCCUGGUUGAGCUCAGCGCAGGAGACGCAAGAGCCGCUUCUUCGCACUUGCGUCUGGCUACAGACUCACUUCGAGAAGUCAACAAAUUCGGGUGGUCAGAAGAGGCUUUUCAGAUCACGUUCUUCGGCAUCAAUGCUCUUAACAUCAAUUGGUGUGCUCUAGUGUAUCAGAAACCGCCCGCGCCUGUUCUACAGCACGCCAAAGUUUUUGAAAACGUGGAACUUGAUCGUCCUGGUCAGUCGUGGCGCCAUUACAAAGUUGAAGGAGAUGCGAUAAAACCGGACAUAGCAUCUCGUGCCUUAGCAACAGCUAAGGAGUCUGCUAAACUCUCCAUAAUCAACCUCGAUGCGAUAUCCACCUGGUGUGGAGGCCGUGGUCGCGUCACAACGAAACACAUUUUAGGGCUUUACGGCAGGUAUCUCUCAUGGAAGCAAGAGCUUCCUCCUGCGCUGUGUGAGAAGACCUACGAUCUACAGGACUUUUCAGUCGAAGGAAUUCUACCUUAUACCCUUCUACUGCACAUCACGUAUUGCGUUGCUAUUUGUCAACUAUUCAACCCGCUCCUCGAAUGUCGUCAACUACCGAAAAUUGCCAAGCUUCAAAUUCAAGCGAUCAUAGUACGAAGUGCUCAAGAAGGUUUAGGAAUUUGCGAAAAGUUCGCGAAAUGUUUCAACAACCGCUAUCAGUCACCUUUGCAGGCGUAUUGCAUGGUUCACCUGGCAGAUGUGAUUCUUAGGCUCGAUAAGCAGAGCGCGGAGAGAAUCAUAUAUUUUUGCCUCAAACAGCUUGGAGAAGCGCUACCUGGUUUCCCAGUUGUGGGUCCGUUACAGUCCAUGUUUUGCGAAUCGGUGCUUGCGUGCGGACUAGAUUUGCCCAAGGAUGUAGAUUUGUUAAUGGGCGGCCGAUCAUGGAAGAGCUACUCCAGAGAGGAUAAGCUAGGUUGCUCUGAGAGAUUGACUUAUACUCAGCCAGUCGAUUUGUUGGCUGCGGCAAUCGACCCUUCUCUACCCGAAACUUUCAAGUCAGAAUGGGAUGACUUUAUGAAGGAUCAUGGCAGAUGGGAGCUCGGCGAUCCGGAGAGGAGACGGCCUUCAAGCACUUCAACUUCCACAGGACCAGAGACACGAUCUUCGGAAAUGAGAGCGAUGGAUAUAAGCUCGCUCAUGAAUCCUCGCAUAUAACAGAGCAUAUUAUGCUGAUCGAGACAAGCAUGAUGAGUAGUCGUAUAGUCCGUUGUUGUCAAAGCGUCAAUACGAAAUUCUGGCACAAGUGCAAAGGACUGACAACUUCCUCAAAAGGUCGAAAUCAUACUGGCGUGUUAGAGCUUGAGCAGCCCUCUGCACAAUAAUUUUUCUAGCGCCAUCUGAUGGCUCAAAAUUAUCGGAGUAAACUCCCUAGUGGGGCCGCCACUAAACAGCGCUAAUAUCAACAACGACCCACGGUUCUGCAUCACGGAAAUCACUAGCGACCAUCUUUUCGCCACUGAUUUAAUUCGGUGUCAGUGCCAGCGCACCGCUCGAAAAGUAGAUCCUUCUCCUCGGAGUAAAUUUUCUGUGGAUUGCUUUGCAACAGCAGGCCAGCUGAUAUCGAUGGUCAAAUUCCGCCGCUGGGUUUACUAAUCUACGAAGAUAUCUCCGACUGCUAAAGCAGAUAUUGCGGCUUCUCACUCCCUUUCAAAGGAUCUUUCAUUUCCUCAAGUCCGCUCGAUGCGCCAUAAGGUAACGACAUCGUGCUAACCGUUUUGUGUGAAGCACUUGCAAGAGGCAUCGCAUAUGUGCGCGCCUAAUUUGAAGCUACUUCGUAAUCUGUUCAGCUCGCCUCCGCCGGUACGGUGAGGACAGUAGCAAACUCCCGUGCCCGUUUUAAGACACUAGCUGCAUCAUCCACAGGACUUCGUCCUAGAAAAUGUACUGCUCCUGCUUCCGACGUGUAU
This is a messenger RNA of Verruconis gallopava, 2927 nucleotides long. RefSeq lists its product as uncharacterized. NCBI's taxonomy places the organism in Eukaryota, Fungi, Ascomycota, Dothideomycetes, Venturiales, Sympoventuriaceae. The transcript is spliced from 4 exons. Gene Ontology annotation, biological process: regulation of DNA-templated transcription; DNA-templated transcription. The record is from RefSeq and is a predicted model, not a curated record. Gene Ontology annotation, molecular function: zinc ion binding; DNA-binding transcription factor activity, RNA polymerase II-specific; DNA binding. The coding region runs from base 118 to 2175 and encodes 685 amino acids.